CAAAAUCUUCAGUGUUAUGAUUUAAUUUUGAAUACUUAAUUAUUUUGUGAUUAUUCCUGGAAUUUAUUAAUGUGUAAUAAGAUUUUAACAAAUAGAUAUCUUAACACUUGUUGUUUGCUAUAAUUCUUAAAAAUAAGAAUUGCUAAUCAGAAAAUUUUAAUAAGUACAUCUACUUUAUUGUAAUUUGCUAUAUCUCUGUUUGUGCAUCGAAAACAUGGUGUGUGUACCUUGUUUCAUCAUUCCACUUCUUUUGUAUUUAUGGCAUAAGUUUAUUCAGCCCUAUGUUCUACGAUUUUGGAAUCCAUGGGCUGUCAAAGACGCUGAUGGAAACGUGAAAACUGAAUUUCCAUUUAAGUGUGAAGGUGGAGUUUGUGCCUUUGCACCUCGUAAGACGAAAGAAAAGAAUAUAACAUCUGAUACACAAGAAGAAACAUCAAACGAAACUAAUUUGACCACUGACAAUAGAAUAAAAGCCGAUUAAUUAUUUGACACUUUUUAAAUGAUUUUAAAUAAUUUGUAUUCUUUAUUUUAAAGGUAAAUUUUAAUUCCGCGUAGCAUUUUGAUUGUUAGUUCAGCAUUUCCUUUUAUUUACCAGACUUUAAAUUAUAAUAAAACCGCUUGAUCUGCUUGUACACAGUGUCCGAUUAUUCCUCCAACUAAAGUACUAGUGAAAAAUUGUUUAUUUUAUAUUUAAGUUUGGCCAUUAUUUAUGAAAUUGUAUAAAGUAUUUUUAAGAGUAGAAAAAUAAUAUUUAUAAUUUAUAGUUAUGACCUCAUAAUAUAUGACAUAAAAAUGGUGUGGUUAAAAUAAAAUGCUACUUAUUA
Galleria mellonella (greater wax moth) is the source of this 824-nucleotide messenger RNA. RefSeq names its product UPF0729 protein CG18508. NCBI's taxonomy places the organism in Eukaryota, Metazoa, Arthropoda, Insecta, Lepidoptera, Pyralidae. Bases 215 to 481 code for a protein of 88 amino acids. The transcript has a single exon. The record is from RefSeq and is a predicted model, not a curated record.